Molecule: messenger RNA, 1148 nt
Organism: Cajanus cajan (pigeon pea)
Lineage: Eukaryota; Viridiplantae; Streptophyta; Magnoliopsida; Fabales; Fabaceae
Source: RefSeq, a predicted model, not a curated record
GGCCGAUCUGGCUUAGACCAUGAAACAGAAGAUGAAGCGCCUUGUAAACCACCUCCAAAGCCCAACAAGAAGUCAGGAUCACAAAAUGGAGCCAACAAAAUUCAGCAAAGAAAAACAAAAGCUCGCUGGAUUGGACUCCAUCAGCCAAGGGAUGAUGAACCUGAUUGGAAGUUAAAAAGAUGUCAGGAAAUUUUACAAGAAGCAGGAUUCCCAUCAAAAAUCCCACUCUCAAGAUGUUUUGAUGAGGUGACGAAGCCUUCUCUACAAGCUUCUCAACCUUUAACUUGCUUUAUGUUCUCUGAACCAAAGGAUGAUUUUCCUCCAUUAGAAAGGAGAAUUGAUCCUAAUACCCGAUAUUCAACUAAACCCACAGUCAUUCCUGCUGAGAUAGGCACAGAUGGUAAACCAAAAGUUUUGAGUCAGGCAGAAGAAGUUCUCAAUUGGCAAACAGAAAAUGCUCAAGCUCAGAAUUCUUUACUAAAGAGAAUUGAUGACAAGAUGACAAAAAUGUCAAGCAGUAUGCAAAAAUCAGAAGAUAAGUUGGAUUAUCUCUCGACAAAAAUGAAAGCAUACUAUCAAAAGUUAACUGCUGACAUUACUAGGCUGGAGAAGGAGAUAAAGAAUAUUCCAUUUGGAAUAACUUUACAAGAAAAGGAUCGAGAAAUCAGAAGUUUAAAAGCUCAACUCUUCCAAUUAGAAGAACAAAUAGAGCAAAAGAAAAAGAUGUUACAGCCCCCGCCAAUGGCUGCAGAUCCUUAUGCAUUCCUACAUCCUCCUAUGCCCGAUAGGUUUCUCAUACUUGGAUGGUAGAAUCUCAAUUUCUACAUUAGGAUGUGAAGCAACAGCAGUUGUCAUAAUGUCAUGUUGAUCGACAGCAAAGAUUGAUAUAGAAUCUCCCUCUUUGCUAUAGUCAUUGUUGUUAUUUUUCAUGGAUUUAUGAAAAUAAAUAUUGUUCUAUGGCCAUAGACGAUAAAGUUUGAAUUAUUUAUAGCUGGAGGGUUGACCUUGGGGAUUUAAAUGAGUAACCAUUCAUGGUAAAAUAUUCUGUUGAUAUUGGAUUGACAUUAAAAUAAUGCUCAUUUAUCCUGACUAGUCACUAUUAAAAUGAUUCAAAUUUUAUUAUUUAAUUUUUAUGUUACUAUAUAUAA